AUAUCAGUUUCAACUGAAAGCUGUGCUCAACGUGCAUUUACAACUCCAGGCUGCCUAUAAUAGGUAUAUAGCAGUUCACUGCAGCGACAUACCCAGAAGAUCAUUGUUUCUGCAUCUCUUCUCUGAGACGAGUUAUGGUGUGUGGCCAGUUUUGAUUCCUGCUUUCUACUCUUCAGUUUUACAAGGAACAGGGAGGAUCUGCUCCAUGUAAAUACAGACUGACUUCUGGAAUGUGGAAGGCCAACUUUAGUGAGAUAUUCCCUUCUGGAGGAGAAAGGAAAGAUGGCUUCUUGUCAGGUUCUAUUGACCUUCAUGGAUGUGGCUUUAGAGUUCUCUAAGGAGGAGUGGGAAUGUCUGGAUUCUGCUCAGAGGGCUCUGUACAGAGAUGUCAUGUUGGAGAAUUACAACAACCUGGUUUCUGUGGAUCAGGAAGCUCCAGAUACUCUUCCUGAGAGAACUCAGUCCCCAAACCCUAAGGCUCACUGCAGACUUUCUACUCACGUGACAUCUUACAAAUGCAUUGAAUGUGGGAAAUCUUAUACGAAGUUAUCAAGUCUUAAAGUUCACCAGAGAUUACAUACUGGAGACAAACCAUACAAAUGUAAUGAAUGUGGCAAAUAUUUUACCAAGUCCUCAAAUCUUAAAGUUCACCACAGAUUACAUACUGGAGACAAACCUUACAAAUAUAAUGAAUGUGGAAAAUUUUUUACCCAGGUAUCAUAUCUUAAAGUUCACAAGAGAAUCCAUACAGGAGACAAACCUUACAAAUGUAAUGAAUGUGAGAAAUCAUUCUUCCAGUACUCACAUCUUAAAAUUCACCACAGAUUACAUACUGGAGACAAACCUUACAAAUGUAAUGAAUGUGGAAAAUCUUUUACACAGUAUUCAGAUCUUAAAGUUCACCAGAGAAUCCAUACAGGAGACAAACCUUACAAAUGUAAUGAAUGUGAGAAAUCAUUUACCAGGUACUCACAUCUUAAAAUUCACCACAGAUUACAUACUGGAGAAAAACCUUACAAAUGUAAUGAAUGUGGAAAAUCUUUUGCACAGUAUUCAGAUCUUAAAGUUCACCAGAGAAUCCAUACUGGGGACAAACCUUACAAAUGUAAUGAUUGUGGGAAAUCUUUUACAAAGUCCUCAAAUCUUAAAGUUCACCAGAGAAUACAUACUGGGGACAAACCUUGCAAAUGUAAUGAUUGUGGGGAAUCUUAUACAAAGUUAUCAAGUCUUAAAGUUCACCAGAGAUUACAUACUGGAGACAAACCAUACAAAUGUAAUGAAUAUGGAAAAUCUUUUAAACAUUUGUCAAGUGUUAAAAUUCACCAUAGAUUGCAUACUGGAUACAAACCUUACAAAUGUAAUGAAUGUGGCAAAUCUUUUACCAAGUCCUCAAAUCUUAAAGUUCACCACAGAUUACAUACUGGAGACAAACCUUGCAAAUGUAAUGAUUAUGGGAAAUCUUUUACAAAGUCCUCAAAUCUUGAAGUUCACCAGAGAAUCCAUAUGGGGGAAAAAACUUAUGAAUGUAAUAAGUAUGGAAAAUCGUUUACCCAGUCUUCCCAACUUAAUGUUCACCACAAAAUCCAUAAUAAAAACAAAUCUUACAAAUGUAAUAAGUGUUGUAAAUCAUUUACAGAUUCCUCAUCUCUUCAAGUUUACAACAGAAUCCAUUCUAGAGAUAUAUCUUUAAAAUGUAUUAAAUGUGGCAAAUCUUUACUCAGUCCUCAGAUCUUAAAUUUCACUACCAAAUCCAUACUGUAAACGAACAUUACUAAUAUAAUCAAUAUGAAAUAUCAUUUACCCAGUCCUUAAAUUUUCAAGUUCACUACAGAAUCCAUAUAGGAGGUAAUUUUCACAAAUAAAAAGAGUUGGCAAGUCUCUUUUCUUGUCCUCAACUCUCCAAGUACAUCAAAAAAUCCAUAUGGGAAAGCAGCCUUAUAAGUGCAGUAAAUGUGGGAAAAAAUUUGCCAGUUCCCCCAACACCCCUCGUAAAAGUCAUUACAGAAUUCAUUUUGGAGACAAACAUUCCUAAUGUAAAGCACGUGGAAAUUUAUUCACAGGUAUGAUAUCUCAAACACAGCACAGCAUGCAUACUGGAGAGAAACCUUACAAACCUAAACAAUUUAGCAAAUCAUUUAGCAAAAUCUCAAACAUCAGAUAAAAUAGUUUCAUGCACCAGACUAAAUUGAUAUGUAAUUAUGUUCUAAGUAUUUAUAUAGAAAUAUGUUAUUUUAAAUGAUAAAUAUAGUUAUAAGAAUUUAAACUGUGGUGAAACCUUGCUCAUCAGAGAAUACCUACAAGGUAGCAUUACACAUAGUAGUAAUUGGAAACCAAUUUGAAGUAACUGUUAUAUUCAUAUGAAAUUAUUUUAUCAGCAAUACAAUAUGAAAAUAAUCUUUCAGCCAGCAAUAAUCUGAUAUCACUGAUGAGUAAUCGUAUAGAAUUUAUUUUCAAACUCACUAAAGAAAUAAUAUUUUAAUGUGUCAGCCUAUAAACCAAAAUAAUAUUAAUAAAUAUUUUUGUAUAAGCAUGUUGAUUAAUGUUCUGUAUAUUUUAGUAUGGUAGAAUUUUGGGAUUUGUGAGAUAUAAUCUCAGUGAAUGUUAUUAUGAUGAUAGUCCUUGAGCUUUUACUGAGUAAAUUUUAAUUUCAAACUAAUCCUUUCUUUGUCACAUUUAUAAAUAAAUAUGUUGGAACUGCCUUUUAUUACU
Messenger RNA from Mus musculus (house mouse), 2709 nucleotides. RefSeq names its product RIKEN cDNA B020011L13 gene. The coding region runs from base 283 to 1761 and encodes 492 amino acids. The transcript is spliced from 5 exons. Gene Ontology annotation, biological process: regulation of DNA-templated transcription. Gene Ontology annotation, cellular component: nucleus. Lineage: Eukaryota; Metazoa; Chordata; Mammalia; Rodentia; Muridae. The record is from RefSeq.